Molecule: messenger RNA, 1146 nt
Organism: Oryza brachyantha (malo sina)
Lineage: Eukaryota; Viridiplantae; Streptophyta; Magnoliopsida; Poales; Poaceae
Product: vacuolar protein sorting-associated protein 2 homolog 1-like
Exons: 5
Coding region: 219-896 (225 amino acids)
Biological process (GO): endosome transport via multivesicular body sorting pathway; late endosome to vacuole transport; protein transport
Cellular component (GO): multivesicular body; ESCRT III complex
Source: RefSeq, a predicted model, not a curated record
GACUCAACGCAAGAAAAGGUCUCCGAUCCGAUCCCCGCCGCGUCACAGACCGCGUCCCCCGAUUUGCUUGCUUCGUGCUGAAUCCACCCAUCGAAAAACCAAUUUAUCAAUUCUUUGGCCAACCGCCCAACAAGAAGAAAUCGAGCCAACGGAACGUAUACGCGCUCAGCACAUCGAGAUCGAAACACGAAUCCAAUCGAUCGAGCCGAGCCGCCGCCAUGAGCUUCAUCUUCGGCAAGAGGAAGACCCCAGCCGAGCUCCUGCGGGAGAACAAGCGGAUGCUGGAUAAAUCUAUCAGGGAGAUCGAGAGGGAGAGGCAGGGCCUGCAGGCUCAGGAGAAGAAGCUCAUCGCUGAGAUCAAGAAGGUGGCCAAGCAAGGACAGAUGGGAGCUGUCAAAAUUAUGGCAAAGGACCUUAUCCGCACAAGGCAUCAGAUCACAAAAUUCUAUGCCCUCAAGUCCCAGCUACAGGGUGUAUCUCUUCGUAUUCAGACGCUGAAAUCGACACAAGCAAUGGGUGAGGCCAUGAAGGGUGUAACAAAAGCCAUGGGACAAAUGAACAGGCAGAUGAAUCUACCAGCAUUGCAGAAGAUCAUGCGUGAAUUCGAGAUGCAAAAUAAUAGGAUGGAAAUGGUGACUGAGGUGAUGACUGAUGCCAUUGAUGAUGCUCUGGAGGGCGAUGAGGAAGAGGAAGAAACAGAAGAACUAGUAAACCAGGUCCUUGAUGAAAUUGGCGUCAACGUCAACUCAGAGCUUGUCGGGGCUCCUUCAGCGGCUGUUGCUGCACCAGUGGGAGCAGGAAAGAUUGCAGCUCAAGCUGAAGCUGCUGGCGGGGUGGACGGUGGUGGGAUAGAUGACGACUUACAGGCUCGGCUUGAUAAUCUUAGGAAGAUGUGAGCCAAUAGGGCUUUGAAGAAAUAACCAUACAGUGUGAUUUUUCUAUUGUACCAUACAAGCAUAUAGCCAUUUUUCUGCCAUCAUUUUUGUUUAGAUUGUUGGGCACAUAACUACAGGCUUCGAUUAAAGCCCCUUUGUAUAUAUAUAUAUUAGAAGGUCGUUUUAUCUUAUAAGGUCGUAUUAUCACCUAACAAGCUAACAGGCCUCGCUGCUUUUGUUCUGAAUAUUUUUGCUGACAACUGGUUCGCUC